Molecule: messenger RNA, 3031 nt
Organism: Diceros bicornis minor
Lineage: Eukaryota; Metazoa; Chordata; Mammalia; Perissodactyla; Rhinocerotidae
Gene: FBXO36
Product: F-box protein 36
Exons: 4
Coding region: 4-645 (213 amino acids)
Molecular function (GO): protein binding
Source: RefSeq, a predicted model, not a curated record
CCAAUGACCAGUGUCCUUAUACGAAGAGGAAGAGACACCAGGGAUGUACAAGCACGGAGAAAAGACCAUGUGGAGAUACUGCAAGAAAGCAGCCAUCUGCAAGCCAAGGAGAGAGGCCUCAGCAGACACCAAACCUCCCAACAUCUUGAUCUUGGACGUCCAGCCUCCAGAACUGUCAUCUUCAGGUGGUGGAAGAUCUCUUUGAGGAGUGAGUAUCGAUCAACAAAACCUGGAGAAGUAAAAGAAAGUCAUGAAGACUUCCUAGAGAAUUCACAUCUUCAAGUUCAAAUUGCCUUAAUAUUUGGUGCAAGAAUAUUAGACCAUGUCUUCAAUUUGUGUGAAGGUAAAUUUGACUUCCUUGAGCGGCUUUCAGACAAUCUGCUCCUGAGUAUUAUUUCUUAUCUGGAUCUUGAAGAUAUUGCCAGGCUUUCUCAAACAUCGUGCAGAUUUGCAAAGUUGUGCAUGGCUGACAAACUGUGGGAGCAGAUAGUUCAGUCUGCGUGUGACAACAUCACCCCCGAAAUGAGGGCCCUGGCCGCGGACAUGGGCUGGAGGCAGAUGUUCUUCACCAACAAACUGCAGCUCCAGCGGCGGCUCCGCAAGAGGAGAGAGAGACAAGAAAGCCAGAGAGACAGUCAGCUGUAGGGACACGUUUUCCUACCUGCAGCGACGUUGAGGCAAGGCUGGGUUUUUCUUCUGUGUCCAAAUCCCUUCUGUUUCCUUUGAUUAAGAACUAAGAGGUUUUGCUGCUUCAAGGAGCCAUCUGAAGAGCGUGGAGUAUUUGCACACUAAUGCAGUGCCUAGCCUGAACUACAGUCCCAAACUUGUGAGGGUCAGAUCGUGGCCCCAGCACAAGGGCUGCAGGACAGGUAGCCCCACAGUCCCCAUCUUCCCAUCCCCUGGCACCCAGAAGAAAAGAGGCUUCUGCUGUAUAGAAACAAACAAUAAAUGAUUAUUAGCAGGCUUUUACUACAUCUAGGCAUCAGAAAGGAUAAACUGGGCUUUUGAAUUUUUCCUGGUGUUGUAUCAUCUGAGUGCAUCCAUGGAGUAGGUGGCUGUCUGUCCCCACAGGGGACUGUGAGGGACAGGAGCCGCGGGGGGCACUCCCAGUGACGGCAGCUGUCUUCCCAACUCUGUUCUGCUAAGUUUAUAGUGAGCCUAGGAUGCCAGGCUCCACCCCCCAGGGAGACACCCCCUGACCCGGCCCUGGGGCGUGGCUGGAGAGAAGUCCAGGCAUCCUGCUUGCAGACCUCGUCCAGAGUCCAGCUUCCCAGGAAUUCACAUUGUCCAACAAACCUAUGAACAUUUUUUAGAUGGAUGCUGCUUCCCCAAAGGAAUGUGGACAGCUACCACUUUUAUAACGGGGAUUUUUAAGAACACAGGCUGUGGGUAACUGACUGAAAACCUAAAUAAACUUCUGGAUUCUGUUAACUUGGCAGAAGGGUAAAAACGUACAGCUUUAGGGGAGGAAAUUCUACCUCCCUGAGACGGGUUAUUUAAAAAUUGUUUUCUUCCUGCGGUCUCAUGGCGAUUAAGUACCCCCAGACAGUGAACUCAUAGCAGCAAAUAAUCUAAUGACUCCUUUUAGGCUGCAGAGCAAAGUAGCUUUCAACCGCCCAUUGUUGUAUUAACCUUAUCCUUUCUUUUCCCCUGCAGCCUCUACUUUGCUAUCUAGAAAAAAUAGCAUAUACUCCCUCUCCCUUCCCAUGCCAGAGAAAUUCCCUGUGAUGCAACAGGACCUCCAGAAUGGUACAGAAGAGGUAGACUCUGGCUGUUUUCCCGACCUAAGUCCUUCUGGAAUGGCUUCAUAGCCAUGGCUUAGUGACAAUUUUUUUCUUUUUUACUAAACCUGUGUUAAUAUGAAAUCGGAUUUUAACCCCCAUGCACACAACCUUAACAGUGUCAUAGAGUUCCAGAGACAUCUGUGACAUUAAGCACAGUCUACUUCCUGGCACAUGAGGAGGCUGUCAAAGAUGUGUCUGGAUUUAGUCCAAGCACAGAGCAAAGAUUUAAUUGGGAGAGACCCAGGCGUCCUUCCCUUCCCAGAAGAGAUCCUGCCAGGGCUCUGGCAGGCCGUGCGGGGUGACUGGCAGGCUGGCAGAGGGCAUGUGCAUCUCUGCAUGGCUCCUGCUGCCUUGUUUCUCCCUGAAAUUCCAGACUUCACUCCUGGCCAGGUUUUCAGUGACAGAACAUAGGUAAAUACCAUGUGUGCGCAACAACUGUGUGUAUGCACAAUUUGGUAUGUCAACGUAACUGCGUAAAUAUAAAAUUACAACUCAUUUGUAACAUCCAUGAAAAUGUCAACAGCUUAAAAAUUUCAUGUGUCAUGUUUUAUCAACUAACUGAGAUUCUGAAAGCUUAUGGGUAUGCCUAAUACUCUAGAUUUAAUAUGAAUCAGCAAGAAUGCAAAAAUAGCCAUUUGAAAAUUCUUAACUUAUCUAUGUAAAAUAUUAUAAAAAUAGAUGCUGAAAGCAAAUGACAAUUAACAAUGAGUUAUUAAUAUGUUGACUAUUGUUAAAUAAUAGUUAAAAUAACAUUGUUUCAGUAAUUAUUUGCCCUAAUAAUUUGGGUGCCUUAUUACUUGAUUAUAAUUAUUUUUGCCAAACUAUGAACAAUAUCAUCAACCGAAAAUCUUGCAUAGCACCAGCAUCCUUGGCGGUGGAAAAUAUCUUGCCCCUCUCUGCCUGGCUUCAUUUCCCAUGUUAGAUCCCACAUGACGAUCCCAUCGGAUGGGAGCAGGCAGGAUGGUCUUGCCUCUCUGCCUCUAUUGACAACUUUCGUGUGAAUGGAUAAAUCUCAUUUAUUUAUGACAUACCAUUUCAGAGGGAGAUGCCACAGCAUUUUAUAGUCUUGCCUUUCCUCAUCUUUUCAGUCAACUGUUUCUACUCUAUCAUUUACCAUUGUAAUUGUAAAAGUAGAAUACUGAUCUUUUCUGAUGGUUUAUAUGUUUAGUGUUAUAGAACAAUUUAUUAACAAUAGCAAAUGUGAAUAUUUAAUUUAUAAACUGAAAAAAUAAAUAGAUUUUGCUUCA